Messenger RNA from Clonostachys solani, 1179 nucleotides. Lineage: Eukaryota; Fungi; Ascomycota; Sordariomycetes; Hypocreales; Bionectriaceae. The record is from the annotation of a GenBank genome assembly.
AUGGAGGACGAAUUUGGCGCCGACGACUCCCUGCUGGAGGCCAUGGCUGCUGCGGCGGACCGGGUGUCGUCGCAGCAAUCCAGAGCUGGUUCAUCCCAGCGAGCCGUGCAACAGCCCACGCCUCAGAAGAUCCAGCAGCCGACCCCCCAGCGACUGGAUAAACCUCCGCCGACGAGCUCUUCGGGAUCCAAGAUUGUGCAGCCGACACCCCAGGCGCUCCCUCAGAGGGGAACCGGGUCGCACAUUCUCGUCUCGCCGCGCCAGAGAGGGAAUCCGAUCCUGACCUUCAUCCGUGCUAUGGGUUGGGAGUACAGCGAUAUUCCGGCAGACUAUGUUAUGGGACAGACUACAUGUGCACUUUUUCUGAGUCUUCGCUACCACCGGUUGCAUCCCGAAUACGUCUACACCCGAAUCCAAAAGCUCCAAGGCAAAUACACGCUUCGUAUUAUGCUGGUCAUGGUCGACAUCCCGAACCACGAGGAUUCGUUACGAGAACUAUCCAAGACCUCACUGGUGAACAACAUCACCAUCAUCCUGUGUUGGUCUGCCGCCGAGGCUGGCCGUUACCUCGAACUCUACAAGUCCUACGAGCACGCAGGGUUCACAGCUAUCAAGGGACAACAAGCAACAAGUUAUGCCGACAGACUCGUCGAGUUCGUGACAGUGCCCAGAAACCUCAACAAGUCGGACGCGGUUGCUCUCGUCGCGAACUUCGGGAGCUUGAAGAACGCAAUCAACGCAGACCAGGAGCAGCUGAGCAUGCUCAAUGGCUGGGGAGGUGCCAAGGUCAAGCGAUGGUCCAAGGCAGUCGAGGAGCCCUUUAGGGCGAGAAAGGCUACCAAGAAAACCGUGCGCAAGCAGACUGGAGGUAACGUUGCCCAGAAUGCAGCCCGUAACGCGCUUCUUGAAGAUGCAAUUCCCAUCUCCCGGGCAAUGCAGGCAGACCCCACCCCGGGAGCUUCGAACCCCUCCAAGGCAGGUCAGUUCCAGCUCAUGGGCGACCUGGGUGACGAUGACGACGAGGAGGAAGCCAUGCUAGCUGCAGCUAUUGAGGAGUCGCGCCGUGCAGCUCAACCAGGCCCUUCGGUGCAACCCCAGCAGCGCGAGCAGAGCCAAGACAAAGAUCAUUUGAGCGGAGGCAUAGCUGCUGCUCUGGCGAAGUUGAGGGAAGGCAAUUAG